AUGCCAGCAUCAAGUAGCAAUGAAGAUAGAGUCUGGUUAUUCGCCAUCGGCCACUACGAUAACAUUGUGGAAUAUUUGGAUCAAAGAACGAACACCAUCAAGGGAUUCGGACCAGACAUAAUAGACGGAGUUUGUGCGAUAGCAAAUAAAAAUUGUGAACUGGUUUAUGAUAUCUACGAGAAUUGUUGGGAUAGCCAAGCUGGUGAGCGCCCCCGGGGAGGCAAGGGACUCAUGGGUGGAUGGUACGACGGAUGUACAGGAUGGUUCCAAACCUUGAAUCGUCGCCUGACGUUUUACUUCACAAAUCCAUAUAAGAAAGCGAAUACAGUCGCCCUCUACGCCAAAAAUGACAGCACAGUGACGUAUAAUGAUUUGACCAAUCGGAAAGUAGGAUUUAUAGAUGGCUGGAAUUCGGAUGAGUUUUGCCUCGCUCGCUAUACAAACAUCGCGGGUUCUACGCUUGGCCCAAACCAGAUAUUUCAUUACCAAUCAGCCGAACGAUUGAUCGACGCCAUCUUGAACGGAGAUAUUGACGUUGCGUUCUGCUCAGCCCUUGCUCAGUUCGAAACCACGUUAAAACGCAUAUCACCUACUGGUUUUAUCAACAACUGUUUAGUCGGUGAUGCCUCGAUCAUGACCCGUCAAACAAACCGCAAACUGGUGGAUUGGUGGAAUGACGCAUUCAAGCGGCUGGUCGAUAGAGGGGGCUACAAGAAAAUCUGUGAAUCUCUUCACGACAAUCACGGUCAUAUCCCCGGUCAAAACUACACAGAGAUAUGUUUGGGGUACUAACACGCUGGACGGCGAUUGGUCUACUCCGUCUCACGUGAUCCGGGCUCUUUCGGAAAUAAUCAUCGAUAUUCAUGUAUUCAAGCAACUUUGAGGAUGAUCGACAUAUAUUGAUGAAUCAUCAUUUGGUACAGAACGAGAAAGAGAGAGGGAGAAAGAGAGCGAGUGAAAGCUAUAGGGUGUUGGGGAAAGAACGUCAUCAUGAAGAAAUAUAUGUCAAAAUAUUUAAAAAAAAACAUCAUCAUGGAGUCCUCAAGACUAAGACUAACCCACAAACCCUAAGAGCUAGAACCGUCUACAGUCAUUUAUGUCGUGAAUGGGGUAGAUAACACUGGUUUUCCACCCACCCACACACACAAACACCGAACACCCAACCGUACACACAUUACAUCCAUUCACAAUUAUGAUAAAUGACACUGGUCCCAUACACAAAAUUAAUAAGGGAUGUUACGCAUACCCACAUCCACACUGCUGGACACACACAUUGACGCCCAAACCCAGAGCGGGGGAGGGGGGACUUCCAUUGACAAGUGGAUACCAACUGGGCCCCGUUGUACAAAGAGUUACGAUUGAUCCGAUCAAUCGUAACUAUGGCAAGCCAGCAAAGUCAACAUACGAAACGCAUGUUUGUUCAAAAAAAUUCUAGAUAUGAAUGCAUAUCCAUAAAUUCAUUGCUUUCUUGACAAUUUGGGGUGGUCUCCUUUGAUUACAAAGGACAUUUUGCAAAUUUCCUGUAGAAAAAAAUAUGACACUGAUGGAUUUUCAUAGAGUUACGAUUGAUCGGAUCAAUCGU
Messenger RNA from Lytechinus pictus (painted urchin), 1582 nucleotides. RefSeq lists its product as uncharacterized. The coding region runs from base 1 to 792 and encodes 263 amino acids. NCBI's taxonomy places the organism in Eukaryota, Metazoa, Echinodermata, Echinoidea, Temnopleuroida, Toxopneustidae. The transcript is spliced from 8 exons. The record is from RefSeq and is a predicted model, not a curated record.